AUGUCAUUUUCGGUAUCGAUCCCCGUUCUGAGGUGGGCGACCUCUCUUCCAACUUCUCCAUGCACGACGGUCACGCGUUUCCAGCAGUUCCAGGCUGAUGCUUCAGGUGCCACUCGCUCUUCCGUCCCUGCGGCUCUGGCUGCUGCCGCCCUGCCAGCCAUGGUGCGCCUGUUGCGGCGACGCAAGGCAACGCUACGGCGGAUUACCAGGUGUGAUGAUCAAGAUCCCCUCAGUGGAGUGCCGGAGUCAGCUUGGCCUUUGCUACAGCGCGCUGAAGAGGCGCAUCCGUCCUUCGGUUGGCAGCAGAUCGCGCAAGGAAUUCAGGGUUGGCGUAAGGCGUUGGAGAAUGGACACGUCUGGGAGGAGGCCACUUGGCCGGAGGAGAGCUUGUGUCAACUGUGGGCGUCUACUCUGGUGGAGUUGGAACUCCCUCGCUUCACCCGCAGGAGCUGA
Molecule: messenger RNA, 453 nt
Organism: Cladocopium goreaui
Lineage: Eukaryota; Dinophyceae; Suessiales; Symbiodiniaceae
Source: the annotation of a GenBank genome assembly